GCCGCGGCGGGCGCGCCCUCGGGGAGCCGGCCGGGGAUGGCGGCGAGGCAGCGCUGAGCCCCCCGCGCCCUCACCAUGCAGAAGAGCGUGCGCUACAACGAGGGGCACGCCCUGUACCUGGCCUUCCUGGCCCGCAAGGAGGGCACGAAGCGCGGCUUCCUGAGCAAGAAGGCAGCGGAGGCGAGCCGCUGGCACGAGAAGUGGUUCGCGCUCUACCAGAAUGUGCUCUUCUACUUCGAGGGCGAGCAGAGCGGCCGCCCGGCGGGCAUGUACCUCCUGGAGGGCUGCAGCUGCGAGCGCGCGCCCGCGCCGCCCAGGGCCGGGGCCGGGCCGGGCAGCGCCCGGGAAGCGCUGGACAAGCAGUAUUACUUUACUGUUCUUUUUGGCCACGAAGGUCAGAAACCACUGGAGCUGCGCUGUGAGGAGGAGCAAGACGGUAAAGAGUGGAUGGAGGCCAUUCACCAAGCCAGUUAUGCAGACAUAUUGAUUGAGAGGGAAGUGUUAAUGCAGAAGUACAUUCAUCUAGUUCAGAUCGUAGAGACAGAAAAAGUUGCAGCUAACCAACUCCGGCACCAACUUGAAGAUCAAGAUACAGAAAUCGAAAGGCUUAAAUCAGAGAUUAUCGCUCUUAAUAAAACCAAGGAACGGAUGAGACCUUACCAAAGCAAUCAAGAAGAUGAAGAUCCAGACAUCAAGAAGAUUAAAAAGGUUCAGAGCUUCAUGCGAGGAUGGUUGUGUAGAAGGAAAUGGAAGACCAUCGUGCAGGAUUACAUUUGUUCUCCUCAUGCUGAAAGUAUGAGGAAGAGAAACCAGAUUGUAUUCACCAUGGUUGAGGCCGAGUCAGAGUACGUCCACCAGCUGUACAUCCUGGUAAAUGGCUUCCUCCGGCCCCUGCGGAUGGCGGCCAGCUCCAAGAAGCCCCCCAUCAGCCACGACGACGUCAGCAGUAUUUUUCUCAACAGUGAAACAAUCAUGUUUCUUCAUGAAAUAUUUCAUCAAGGACUGAAAGCAAGGAUAGCAAACUGGCCUACUUUAAUUUUAGCUGAUCUGUUUGAUAUUUUGCUCCCCAUGCUGAACAUUUAUCAAGAAUUUGUGCGCAAUCACCAGUACAGCCUCCAAGUGCUUGCCAAUUGUAAGCAAAAUAGAGAUUUUGACAAACUCUUAAAACAGUAUGAAGCCAACCCUGCCUGUGAGGGGAGGAUGCUGGAAACGUUCUUGACCUAUCCAAUGUUUCAGAUCCCCAGGUAUAUCAUCACACUUCAUGAACUCCUCGCUCAUACGCCCCAUGAGCAUGUGGAGAGGAAAAGUCUGGAAUUUGCUAAAUCAAAAUUAGAAGAACUGUCCAGGGUAAUGCACGAUGAAGUAAGCGACACUGAAAACAUAAGGAAGAACCUUGCCAUAGAAAGAAUGAUCGUUGAGGGCUGUGAUAUUUUGCUGGACACCAGCCAAACUUUCAUCCGCCAAGGGGCCAUGAAAAACAGCAACACAAUAAUAGUAAAGCACGAAUGGGACAGUAAAUUCCAUUCUGACUGGACUCUCCUCCUCAGUGGACCGGACGUUCUCUACAGCUCCAAGGAGGACAGAUCGGUCUGGCCGAUUGGAGUGGCAGUGCCAGGUUCUCUUAUUCAAGUACCUUCCGUUGAGAGGGGGAAACUUAGUAAAGUUCGCCUGGGUUCAUUGUCUUUGAAAAAGGAAGGAGAAAGACAAUGCUUCUUAUUUACAAAACACUUUUUAAUUUGUACAAGAAGUUCAGGAGGAAAGCUGCAUCUGCUCAAGACAGGUGGGGUUCUGUCUCUAAUAGAAUGUACGUUGAUUGAGGAGCCCGAUGCCGGUGACGAUGAUUCCAAAGGUUCUGGGCAAAUGUUUGGACACCUGGAUUUUAAAAUCGUGGUGGAGCCCCCUGAUGCUGCCCCCUUCACGGUGGUCUUGUUAGCACCUUCACGCCAGGAGAAAGCUGCCUGGAUGAGCGACAUAAGUCAGUGUGUGGACAAUAUACGGUGUAAUGGUUUAAUGACUAUAGUGUUUGAAGAGAAUUCCAAAGUUACUGUGCCACAUAUGAUUAAGUCUGAUGCCCGUCUUCAUAAGGAUGACACUGACAUUUGCUUCAGUAAAACACUCAACUCCUGCAAAGUGCCCCAGAUCCGUUAUGCCAGCGUGGAGCGCCUCUUGGAGCGGCUGACAGACUUACGGUUUCUUAGUAUCGAUUUCCUCAACACCUUUCUGCACACCUAUCGGAUUUUCACCACGGCAGCUGUGGUGCUGGCGAAGCUUUCUGACAUCUACAAGAGGCCUUUUACCUCCAUCCCCGUCAGGUCAUUGGAAUUGUUUUUUGCUACCAGCCAGAACAACAGAGGCGAACAUUUGGUGGAUGGCAAAUCCCCACGCCUGUGUCGCAAAUUCUCUUCCCCACCACCACUGGCUGUGUCCAGAACGUCCUCCCCCGUGAGGGCCAGAAAGCUGUCCUUGACUUCUCCCUUGAACUCAAGGAUAGGUGCAUUGGACCUGACCACCUCCUCUGCGUCCAGCAGUCCUACCACCACCCAAAGCCCUGCUGCGUCCCCUCCACCACACACUGGUAAAGUACCAUUGGAUCUUAGCAGAGGCCUUUCUUCUCCAGAACAAAGCCCGGGAUCUGUAGAAGAGCAUGUAGAUAACCCCCGCGUGGACCUGUGUAACAAGCUAAAGCGGAGUAUUCAAAGAGCAGCAGUCCUAGAGUCUGCACCAGGGGACCGAGCAGGAGUGGAAGGCUCCCCAGCAGCGGACGCCGCAGAGCUUUCACCUAGCAGGUCACCCUCGACUCCUCGACACCUCCGCUAUCGCCAGCCUGGAGGACAGACGACUGACAACUCCCACUGCUCUGUUUCGCCUGCUUCUGCUUUUGCAAUCGCCACGGCUGCAGCAGGACACGGGAGUCCACCGGGAUUUAACAACACCGAGAGAACAUGCGACAAAGAGUUUAUUAUACGUAGAACAGCCACCAAUCGAGUACUGAAUGUCCUCCGUCACUGGGUCUCAAAGCACGCACAGGAUUUUGAACUCAACAAUGAACUAAAGAUGAACGUCUUAAAUUUGCUAGAAGAAGUUUUGCGAGAUCCAGACCUUCUUCCCCAAGAAAGGAAAGCCACGGCAAAUAUCCUGAGGGCCCUUUCACAAGAUGAUCAAGAUGACAUCCACCUAAAAUUAGAGGACAUAAUUCAACUGACGGAUUGUCCGAAGGCCGAGUGCUUUGAGACCUUGUCAGCCAUGGAGCUGGCGGAGCAGAUCACCCUCCUGGACCACAUCGUCUUCAGAAGCAUUCCCUACGAAGAAUUUCUUGGGCAGGGGUGGAUGAAGCUGGAUAAAAAUGAAAGAACACCUUACAUUAUGAAAACCAGCCAACACUUCAAUGAUAUGAGUAACCUGGUGGCCUCCCAGAUAAUGAAUUAUGCCGACAUCGGCUCCCGGGCCAAUGCCAUUGAGAAGUGGGUGGCGGUGGCGGACAUCUGCCGAUGCCUGCACAACUACAAUGGCGUGCUGGAGAUCACCUCGGCCUUAAACAGAAGUGCCAUCUACAGGCUGAAGAAAACCUGGGCCAAGGUGUCCAAGCAGACGAAAGCUCUAAUGGACAAACUUCAGAAGACUGUUUCAUCUGAAGGAAGAUUUAAAAAUCUCAGAGAAACCCUUAAAAAUUGUAACCCCCCUGCUGUUCCUUAUCUGGGGAUGUACCUGACAGACCUGGCAUUUAUCGAAGAAGGAACACCAAACUUUACUGAGGAAGGCCUUGUCAAUUUCUCCAAAAUGAGAAUGAUAUCACACAUCAUCAGAGAGAUCCGCCAGUUCCAGCAGACUUCCUAUCGAAUAGACCAUCAGCCAAAGGUCACUCAGUACUUGCUUGACAAAGCCCUCAUCAUAGAUGAAGAUACGCUGUAUGAGCUGUCGCUAAAAAUUGAACCUCGGCUCCCUGCUUGAAGAUCCAGCCUUGUCCCUGGGUCUGUGGAAUGUUCAUGGAAAGCAGGAUGGACAGAACUGUGCAUGUCAUGCCUCCCACGGUGCAGCAAGGACCGGGGAUGGGGACGAAGCCAGUCUCCUUUGUCCACGGAAGAAGACAGAACCGAACUGGAAUUCUGUUGUCUCCAGCCAGGGAAGGCCAGCUGUUUGGGGUCAAAGAGAGAUGCCUCAGACUUGGGUGGGAAGGUGGAAAGAUAGAUAUUUGGUAAAGCUGAUGGCACAUUUUGUAUAAGGGAAUGUAAGAUGGGAGAUGCUGGUAGCCGUUUUAAUGAAGUAGGUAAGAAGGUAAAUUUCAAGCCUGCCCCGUGUUCUGUUAGAACUCGGGGACAAGGAUCCAUGGAAAAGACCUAUAAUGUUUCCUUGGCACUUUACUGGCCUGGCUACACCCACCAAUCUUCUCCUAGGAUUUAACUGCUUCCGUUACAUUUCCUUUGUUACAAGCUUCCAGAAAAGCCAAGGCUUCCUUUGUAGGGAUGGACCGACACAUAAGCAAUUUCAGUCUACAGCAUGUGCAUGGUUUUCAGUGCAUCAUAAACAUUUAUAUUGGAGGAAAAGCAUGUUCUCAAACUGCUUUCUCAAUCUUUAGGCAACAGGACAGGAGGGACAGGAUGAAAGACAAGUGGAUUUGUAUGUAACAUUUCCUUAAUUAACAACGGGGUAGGCUGUGUCCCAGGAGAUUCCAGCUAGUGGCCGUCUUGAGGUGGCUGUGGGGGCUUCUUCCUGAGGCUAUGGUGCCCAAGAAGCCAAUACCUUUAGAGAGGCGGGUGCAGAGUUUGCAAAAUGGUGCCUCCGCGCCUCACUGACGAAACUGUGGGCUGAGACAGAAGGCCACAGAGUGCUGUGGGAGGAGCGGGUUUCGAUGCGAAUUGAAAAGAUACCCCCCUCAUAGUAAUGUGGGAAUCUGUUCUGAUUGACACAAACCAUUCUUAGGCUCACUAUGAACAUUGGUUGUGUUUUUGAAAAAAUUGUUCAGUGGGGUUGUCUUUUUAAAACCCACACUUCUGUGUGCUGUUGGUAGACAGUUCUUCCCCAGUCCCCUUUGUUUGUAAAUUUUGAGAUAUUUCUGAGUGGAAAUAUUGUCGGUGUAUGGGAAUUGGGCCCAGCCACUCAACAGCUUUGUAUCAGAAAACCUAACGCAGGAGUUGGUCCUGCUGCCCUAGGCUGGCGAGUGACCUCAUGUUUCCCAGGGUUGUUGGUUGUCGAAGAAAUAGGGCUAUCUCAUGUUUACCUCCCUCUUCUCUUCUCAGGGAGACCUCUGCUUUAAAAGAAGGAAGAGAAAAAUCCAGUUAUUAUUACCUGAGCCUCUUGCACCUGAUGUUUUCUCUUAGAGGCAUGAAGCGUGUUGAUGCUGCCAAUGAAAAAACUGAUCUGUCUGGCUGUUUUCCCUUUUUCUUUGCACUUUAAUUAUGUUGUUAGAACUAACAGCUGACUAAUAAAUUCAACUUGCUGGCUCAUAAGACGCAGUGGAAGCGCUAGCAUUGAUAACAUACCAUAGAGGUGGAGAAUGUACAUUUUUCCUGCAUGGUAAAGGCCAUCUCUGUACAUAACUAUAUAGUGAAAUAUCAAGUAAGUUAAAGAAAAUAUAAUAUUUGAAGGCCAUUCCAAAACUAUUUCCAAUAGCUCAUAUUAGCCAACAGUGUAGCACUAAACCCCAAGAGGGUUACUUACGGAUGCUUUAUUUUUCUUUUUUUAAAAAAAGUUGCUUGUUUGUUCUCUUUAGUUUCAAAUAAGAGAUUGAUGCAUCUUGAUGCAUGAUAAGAAGCAUGGGUUGUUUGGAUCCUAACAGUGCAUAACUUGCAGUUUAUUUCUCAGUGUUCAGAAACGGAGGGUUUGAACUAACGUAUGUCCAUUGCAUCAAACACCUCAAGGUCUCGCAGAAGUAAAGAAAGGAAAAGUUAGCUUUCUUGGCUCAAAAACAGUCUUGGAAGGUGAACUAAAACCAGGUCAGAUCAGUGAAGGGCCACAGGUAGUUUCAGGCAAAGCAGCACGUGGACAGGUCAACGCCAUCAGCUCUGCCUGGGAGUGUCCAAGGUCUUCCAGCGGGGAGAGGGUGGGUCUGAAUGCACUUUCCCUGGAAGUUUGGACUCUUAUUUCUCUGACCCAAAUGUUCCAGAGGCACUGCAGCCAUUCUUAUUAAAGAAUAGAAGGUAGAGGAAUUUCCAAAUACUCCUCCCCUUUUGGAAGUGCAGGUUUUCUUCAACUAGUGACAAAGCUUUCACACCUUUUUCCUGCAGAAUGUUGGGAGCGCCCCCCAGUGGCCAGGUUUGGGCACUGUCAAUUGUUAAUGCUGACCUUCAGCGUUUAUGAGUUAUGCCGUCCUCCUGCUUUCUAGAAUCUGAGCCCUGGCUGGAGCCGCAGGAGAAAGAACUCCAUCUCCAAGGGAGCUCCUUUUGAUGACUUGCACCACUUCUGGCCAGCUGGAGUAGGAAUGCACAUUUUUUAAAAACCUCAAUUGGGUCAUAUUUAAAAUCCCUAAGAGCAAUUUGUGGUGUUUCUUCUGAUUGUUAAAGCACCCUCCUCUUCUGCCUGUCAAGCUCUGAGUGUAUUGUCGGAGCGUGCGCUCACAGCCGGGUAUGCCUACAUUCCAUUAUAGGAGACCUAUUUGUAAGAGCAGAUGGGAUGUCAGCCUUCAACAGCCAAGUAGCAAACAGUUAUAUUAUUGCAAAAUUAACCUAGAAAAUCAGAAGUAAAAUCCAAUUUCUUGCUUUCAGAUGAAUACCCACAUUUUGUGCUGUCAAUGAGAUUAUCUUAGGGCUUUUAGAGGAUGCGUUUGGUUAUUAACUAAGACAUCCAGUUUUGCUACAGGAACAAAUCUCUUACUUAAGCCAAUAUAUUAUGUGACAGAUUCAGGCAUGAAGUUGAAUGUUGUCACUUUUCCUUAGUGUUUCUCUGAAAGAAUUUAAAGUGGGAAUUUUAAACUCCUGUUGCAAUAUCUUCAAGUGGCUCUCACACAAAGUCCCCAUUACUGUUUGUUAAAUUUCAGUACAUCUUAAAGUACUACUUAAAAACAAAUGAAACUCCUAGAUACUGAAUAAUCUGGAAGAGAACCACCCAUCAUGUUCCAGUUUGAAGUGUGUGUGUGAUGGACCAGCACGUCCUCGUCUCUCACAGUAUUUUGUGGGGCAAAACCUUGGGCUGCCAUUGACUGGGAUUUUAUUUAACUUUUCUUUUCAAAGUUUGAUUUUAUUCCCCCUGAAAAAAAAUCUUUCUCUUCACUUUAAAAAAGUGUAGGAUUUUUUGAAUCCAACGUGUAAAGUUUAUCAUUUUUACUACUAUUGAAAUGGGAUAAAAGGUGACGUAUAAUUUAUGGCUAAAGAAUGGAGCCAGGCUAAUGUCCACAGCCAAAAGAAUAAAUGAAUAUAAUUUAUUUUCAUUUCACUAAGACAACAGAUGGUAAGUUUAAAUAAUGACUGGAUUACGGUUACCACCAUGUCAAUCCUGGUAAUAAGACUUGAGUCAAUGAAAUCUAAUCAGAGUGUCAUUUCUCUGUGCCUAUUAGGGACUUAAAAUUAAGGCGGAGCAGAGCUAAACUAGAAAACAACCAUUUUGUUGUAGGUAUACACACGUGAAUAAUUCAGAAAAGUAUUCAUCUUGGCUGCCACACAGCAUGACAUUAACAUUAUUGUUGCUUGUACUUGAUCUCAUCUCCUUAAGAAAAAUAAAAGUUUCUAUUAAUGAUGUUGAACCACUGUUUUUACACAACCCGUUUCAUCUUCCCCAGAAAGGCAGUUGUGAAAGAACACUGGACUAGGCGUCCUGGCCCUGAAUCCUGGGCCCAGAUCUGCAUCCAUCUACAAGCUGGGAAACCUUAGGCCAGUGCUGAAACCUCUCUGAGCCUGUUUCCUCAUCUGCAAAAUGGAGUUAAUAUUAAUUCCUGUGCUGCCUACCUAACAGGACUGUCAUGAGGACAAAAUGGGUUCAGCUACAAACUGUAAAGUGCUGUCCAAAUGUGAGGUAACAUGACUACCAUCUCAUGUCUCUUUUGCAGAGGAUUUAAAUGUAUUUCUUUGUUAUUUGUGUGCGUGUGUAAUGGACAAACUCAUGUGUUCCUUUGAGAAGCAUGUUGUUUGUGUCCAGUUACUUUGCGAAUCGGCUGACAUUUGUGAAUCCAACAGAGGGGUUUGUGCUGUGGCCUAACAUUUGCUGGGUGAGGUGUGGGUUAUGCCUAUAUGCAAAUUAAACUUCGCCUUUCUUGAA
Messenger RNA from Equus quagga, 8184 nucleotides. It is a transcript of the gene RASGRF2, whose product is annotated as Ras protein specific guanine nucleotide releasing factor 2. The record is from RefSeq and is a predicted model, not a curated record. Gene Ontology annotation, cellular component: plasma membrane. Gene Ontology annotation, biological process: Ras protein signal transduction; positive regulation of GTPase activity. NCBI's taxonomy places the organism in Eukaryota, Metazoa, Chordata, Mammalia, Perissodactyla, Equidae. Gene Ontology annotation, molecular function: guanyl-nucleotide exchange factor activity; protein binding. The transcript is spliced from 28 exons. Bases 76 to 3948 code for a protein of 1290 amino acids.